AUGCCUUACCUUUGGUACCUUGUUAACCUUGUACUAGAUUUAGAUGAUCCAGAUCUUGAAGCGAUGGAGUACAACGAAAGCCUCUAUAAGCUGGAUAAUAUCAAAACCAUCUACCAUCCGUCUAGCAGCUUACCAUCCCGAAUUGACCCUCUUGAUGACCAUCACCUAGGCAUCUCAGAACUUGACCAUAUUAAAGCGCCAAUUGAUCCCCAACCUUGGCAUCCUUUUCGCUCUCUCCUGGAGUUCGAACUCUGUGAAUUCGUUUUAGACACAUCUCUGACCAACGGGCUCACCGCAACUCUACUCAGCAUUCUUGAAAGGUGCGCUACUAGCCCUACAGCUGCCGAUAAAGACAACACGGAAUCUGUCGCCCACCUGCAUUCCCCCAAAGAUAUUGGCAGGCUUUGGGAUCAGGCCUCAAAUCUUCGAACACCAUUCAAUAAAUCUUCAUUCACUCUCAAACUUAAAGGAAAAGAGUACCAUUACAACGUUUAUCAUCAUUGCCUUUUGAAAUGGGCAGUUGAUUUGAUUCAAGACCCAAAUCUUGCUCCAUAUUUUGUGUGGGAUGCCAUUAAGCUAUCGAAGUGGAAUGGAAAGGAAUUCGUGAGAUUUUGGCAUGAGCCAUGGACAGGAGAUCAUUUUUGGAACCUGCAGGACACCUUACCUCCUGGUGGCAAGCUGCUUUGUUAUAUCUUAUAUGCCAAUAAAACAAGGCUCUCAUCCUUCGAGACUGCGCAAGGGUAUCCUGUUGUUGUUAGAUGUGGGAACUUGCCUGUCGAUAUUCGAAAUGGGAGCGUAUGGCAUGCCGUGUUCAAUUUCAUUUUGAGCCUUUGUUGGGCAGAACUGAUUCAUGUCUUUUCAGUGCUUUUUAUACUUUCAGCGGACUACGAAGAGCAAACGGUCAUGGCAUUAACUCGUGGAAGUGGAGGAAAGAAACCAUGCCCUGUUUGUCUUGUGCCAGACAUUGAACAAAAUAGACUUGAGGCCGAGUAUGAGCAUCGUUCCAGGGAGCAAGUUAGGUCAAUUCUUCAGACAGUCGCUUCAAUGAGGAGAAAGAUGGAUCAGAAUGAACUCCUUUCUGAGUUCGGUCUCUGUAAUAUAGAGAAUGUUUUCUUUAAUUGGGAUCGAGCAGAUCCAUACCUCGCACUUUCGUUUGAUCCAUUACAUGCCAACGAUGAUGGGCUUUUUGGGAAGCACCUGAGGACAGAGGUUGUUGCUCGUAUAACAAAUCUUGGUCGAUCAGAAUGGGAGCAGGCAGAUGCCCAAAUCCGGCUGUUCCCUUGGUGGAGAAAUCUGUAUCAUUUUGAAAGUGGUUUCAUGGCCGUUACAUUCACAGAUGGUGGAAAAUAUGAGGACUUGUCAAAGCAAAUCCUUUACAUUGUCCACAACAUCAUAACUAAACAACGAGAUAAGCAUGGAUAUUUGCUUCUGAGAUGUAUUCACAGUUACCUGGAACUCGACAUGUGUGCCAAACUACAUGUUCAUACAUCUGAGACUCUACAGGCAGUAGAAACAGAGGUGAAGAGGUUUGGCUCACUUAUUCAGGUGAGCGGGUGCUACACAAAUUUCAACACCAAACCAAACGAAAAAAUGCAUGGCUCACUAAAAGAUUCAUACCAGCUUCGCACAAAUUUUAAGGAUAUCGCUGAGCAGAUCUUACGUGUGGACCAGUGGUUCAAUGCCGCAUCCUUCAUUAGACAGCAGAUUGAUAUUCAUGAUCAACAGCUCGAGGAUAUCCAAGUUGAAGAGGAAGGCGAUGAUGAAGGCGAUGGAGAACAUGUCUCUGCUCCUUCUGGUGAGACAGCAGAGCAAGUUGAUUACACGACAAAGGCAUCUCUACAUGGAGGUCAUGGUAAAGGUCAGGGAUCAUGGAAGCUCGAGGACCUGGAGUUGCAGAACGGGGGCAAUCCGGCAUUUACGAACUUUCGGCAAUGCCUGUCAGAGUACAUGGUGGAGGUUUUCAAAACUUACUCAGAAAAAAUCCCUAUCAUCGGUAACGAAAAAGUUGUGUUCACCGAGUUCCAGCUGUAUGAUAAAGUAGACAGGUGGUAUUUUGGCCAGCUUGUUCUCCUGUUUGAGUGUAGCAUAGGUGGAAAGGCAUUUCCGAUUGUGUUGAUCCAUCCAUUUAGUGAACCUGUGGGUCAGAGCCAGGGUCAGGUAGCAUUGGAUUUGGACCUUGGUUUCUAUAGGGUGCGGGCUAAGAAACGGAGUUCAUCAGUCUUCAUUUCCAUUUAUUCAAUUGUACAGGGUGCAUUGCUAGUGGAGGACUUUGGAUACAAGACAAGCAAUGGCCCUGACGCCAGGAAGGAAUAUCUUGUUGUUGAUGCUGUAGAUUCGGACAUGUUCCUUCGCAUGAAGAAACUGUCAUACAUCGGACAACGCCAGAGACGAUGA
Messenger RNA from Desarmillaria tabescens, 2394 nucleotides. RefSeq lists its product as uncharacterized. Bases 1 to 2394 code for a protein of 797 amino acids. Lineage: Eukaryota; Fungi; Basidiomycota; Agaricomycetes; Agaricales; Physalacriaceae. The record is from RefSeq and is a predicted model, not a curated record. The transcript is spliced from 13 exons.